AGUUAGGGAAGGUUGCCAGGGGGAGCCCAGGCAAAGCCAAACCGGAGCUCCACCAAAGCAAGGAGCAGAAAUGAAAGUUUUGAAAUAGCAUCCAAAGAAUCGCAAAGGACCGGACCGAAGAGAGCUCUCCGCGUCGCACCAGCCCUCGAUGGUGCAUUCGAGGGGCUGCGUCAGGGAUGUGAACGUCCCCGGCCGGCUGCAUGGAGAGGGGUAAAGACAGAGAAAAUCCUUGUUAUUUAUUUAUUUAUUGGAAGCAAUGUACGGGUGACUCCCAGAAGGCAUCUGAGCCCUGAAAAGAAAAAAACCAAACAAACCACUUCUGGACCCAAACGAGAACAAGAAGAAUGAGACAGCAGCCUUGACCCCUACACUGAGAGGAAGAUAUUUUACUGACAGCCAUGCAGCAUAAAGGCAUCAUGCUGAUUGUGUUCUUGGAAUAUUUUUUUUCUGGCCAUGGGGAAGCAGAUCCCAGGAGGCUACAAGCCUUCCGCUGUAACGGCCGUUCUUGCAACCCUCCAGUGGGAAACCUUGCAACAGGGAGGACACCAGUCACUCUCACCACAUGUGGCCAGAACAGUACAGAACUGUACUGCUUCUACCCAGACCAGAAUCUCCUCCGUCAGGUCUCCCAAGGCUGUGGGCAGCCUCGCUGCACCAAAUGCAAUGCCAACCAGCCUGAUAACUCCCAUCUCCCUGCUGACAUGACAGACGAUUUCUUUGCAAACCCCGUCUCCUGGUGGCAGUCUGCCCAGGGGGUACACAGGGAAGAAAUCAGACUGGACUUUGAAACGGAGUUCUACCUGACCCAUGUCAUUGCUGUGUUCAAGUCCCCUCGCCCAGCUGCGAUGGUGUUGGAAAGAUCCCAGGACUAUGGGCAGACUUGGAGGCCCUACAAGUAUUUCUCUAUCAACUGUACAGCAACUUUUGGGCUCCAGGAUGAUCUCAUUGAGGAGGGCUCCAUGUGCACUUCCAGGUAUUCAGAUGCAGUGCCCUGCACCAGAGGAGAGGUGAUUUAUCGUGCCUUAAAUCCGGCUAACAAGAUCGAAGACCCCUAUAGUCCUGAGGCUCAAGAUCUCCUGAAACUCACCAACCUCCGCCUCCUUUUGUUAAAAAGACAGGAAUGUCCAUGCCACGGUUCAGGAUUGGUAGAGAAACCCCAGAGAUUUGCCCACUAUGCUAUUUAUGACCUGAUCAUCCGGGGAAGCUGCUUUUGCAAUGGGCAUGCAGAGGAAUGUGAGCUUGCCAACAGGACGGGAGUCAUGGAGAACGUGGUCCAUGGAAAAUGUGUGUGUAGACACAACACAGCAGGAGACCACUGUGAGAAAUGUGCACCACUAUACAAUGAUCAGCCUUGGAAGCCAGGAGAUGGAAAAACAGGGGCUCCAAAUGAAUGCAGAAAGUGUCGCUGUCACAACCAUGCUGACAGCUGCCACUUUGAUCUGAGUGUUUGGCUGGCAUCAGGAAAACGCAGUGGUGGAGUCUGCGACAACUGCAAGCAUAACACAGAGGGGCAUCGGUGUCAAAGGUGCAAACCAGGGUAUUACCGAGAUAGAGGGAAACCCAUGUCUUCUACAGAGGUCUGCAAACCUUGCGCCUGCCAGCCAAUGGGUUCAGCCAACGCAACUUUCAGCAGAAGCUGGCGAUGCCACCCCAAGACGGGAUUCUGCUACUGCAAGCCGGGUGUGGCGGGCCCCAACUGCGAUAGAUGUCUCAUGGGCUACUGGGGCUUUGGAGAAAAUGGCUGUCGCCCUUGUGACUGUGCCAGAGACUGCGACCAGCAUACUGGAAACUGUUUCAAUGGCUAUGACAAUGAGCCAUUCUUUAACAUUCCCAUUGGGGGACGAAUCCCUGACCUUGUGCAAAUGCCAACCAACGAGAGCGAAGAGGAAUGGAAAUGGAACGAUCAUGAGCAGGGAUUUUCUGCACUGAGGCACCCAGAAAAGUGUGUGUGCAAAGAAAAGGUGCUUGGAAGUGUCACUGACUUCUGCCAAAUGAAAUACGCUUACGUGAUAAAAGCAAGAAUCCUAUCAGCUCAUGACAAAGGGACCCACGCAGAAGUUGUUGUGAAAGUGAAGAAGGUCCUGAAAUCAGGAAAAGUGAAAAUUGCUCGGAGCAACCGAAGCAUUUACCCAGAAUCCUGGACCAACAGGGGAUGUACAUGUCCCAUUCUCAAUCCUGGUACUGACUACCUUAUAGCAGGCCAGGAGGACUCUAGGACCAGCAAACUCCUUGUGAACAUGAACAGCCUUGUGAAACCCUGGAAAGCAUAUUUGGGAAAACAAGUAUCAGAUAUUCUUCGAACUGGGUGCAAAUAAUUUAUGCUUCAGAAGUUACAGUGCUGAACCUUGCCUUUUAGUAACACUGCAGCGAAAGGUGUAGUUAUUUCACGCGUUCCCAUUCAACAAGCUCCUAGCUGAAGCAAUGAAAGCAGAGAUACCAUCCUUUCUCCUUUCACGUGCUUAGACAGGAAACUUGGGACAUGACUACUUUUUUCACAAAGUGCACAGCCUUAUUAUACAAAAUUAACUAGUGCAUCAUACAUAGGUUGCAAGUCAACUCUUCAUUUGAGCCUGAUUCCACACAGCCAGAGAAUCAUUUUACGAGGCAAAAAGAUAUGGAUUAGUGUUUCCAUACUUAGGUCAGAGCCUGAUAUUAAUAUGUAUAAGCUGCUUACAUUCAUUACUUGGGUGUAGUUUUCUUUAUAAGUGACCACUAACAGGCAGCAAUUUCUUUCAGCUUUACAAGUGGCAUAAUACUAAAGCAGCAUGUCAAAUAAUACUUAUUUAAAAGAGCUCAGGCUGAUUUAACAUCAGACUGCAAUUAUGCCAAUAUAACGGGUUGCUUUCUAGAAGGAAAUAUUAUCCCAUUGCUGAACAGAAACAAACUAACAUGUGACUUGUCCUGGGACAAGGUCCUUUAUAGAUGUACCUUGCUAUCAUCAGUGCUUAGUGCCGAGGUCUGCUGCAGAAAGCACCUUGGCUAAAACUUGAUUCCAUUUGCUCUUUGCUGGUCAUUUUGCUCUUUGCUGUAGUACUUUAGUCUGCAACACCACACAGGUUUCACAGCGAUUACCAAUAAAAAGCCUUAUGCUAGGAAAGAACCAAAACACGUGAGAAACUAGUAACUGCUAACGUUGAGAUUGUAACACUACAAAAGCUAUAAGGCAGAAGCAGGAGGUAAAUUAAUUGGCUGGACUGUGUAUGAGGCAGCUAUAAUUACUGUGAGAGCAACCUGGCUAUUCAAACUGUGCUCAAGACCACUGGCAUUUGAUUGCACUUAGCACUUUCAUUCUGCUUUAUUUCUCUCGGUCAUACUUCAGGUUAAGUUACUGAAGCCAGGCUUCUUUCCCGUUGUGAUGGGGAUUAUCUUUCCCUCCACAGAAGGACAGGAGUGGUAACAUCUGCACUCCAGGUAACAGUUCUGUUCUGCAAAACCAUUUUUUCUAAAUCAAUUUUACCCUACCUUAUAGUAAUUAAGGGGUAGCUACUUAAAUCAUUCCCUAACACAGUAUUUUGAGUAAAUUGUAGUUUAAGACCCAUGUCCCCCGUUUAAGGACUCACGAUCGAAUGAAGCUGGCUGGAGCACAUUCUCUCAUCAAGUAAAGCAGAAAUUAUAAUGAGUCAGUCUAUUCUUUCAGGGGGUUACAGAGAAAAGCAUGCACACAUGCUACUAUUGCAUAUUUCUAUUCCAUGUCUAUAAUUUUUUUAAUGCUCUCAGGAAAAGGAGGUAUCUUCAUUUAGCACUGUCUGACUGGCACAUGGAGUAUCUAGAAAAACCUAAUACUAAUGCAGAAGGAUGGAAGUCCCAGUCUACAACUUAGGCCAUCAGUUUGUUCUCUUUAUCACUGGGAACCCGAAAAAACAGCUUCUUUCAUUCCAUUUGUUGCUGUGCUCCUUUUAGCUUCAUGUUGGUUCAACAACAGAAAAAUCCUGAGCUCAUUUGGAAAUGGAUGACAGGCAGAUAUUUACAAAAUAAAAGCCCCACUUUUCUCCCAACAGCACAUAAACAGUGUUUCUUCCUCCCCCCUUUUCAGAAAGUCUCCCCUCCUCCAAUGCCAUUGCUUUCCGCUCUUUCACUUCAUUAUUUAUUUGUUGUUACCUAAAGCGGUAUCCAACUACGUGGCAUCUCCAACAAGCCAUUUAAUUAAUGCAAUAAAACACUUUUUAACCAAGGAAUUUGGCUUAAUUUGAAAUGUCAGCUUACAAAAAUGAAGAGCAUAGCAACUGCUUUCUUUACUGUCUCCAGAAAUUGUCUCACAAUGAAAAGAUUGACUAGUUCUCUUUCAAAUAUCAAUAAAAAUAAAGAUGUGUACAUGAAUUUACAGUCUGUUCUCAAAGGGCCUCUCAGAAUAAAUGAAAAUUAAGUGUAGGUUUAGAACUAAGCUAAAGAACAUGCUUUUCAACACAAGCCAUUUUACCUGCAGGGGACCUUAUUUAAUGAUGAUGAUAUUCCACUUUGGUUUAUAGUCAGUACCAUAUUAAGGCAAACUCCCAUAUUCCACUUUUUAUGCCAGACUGGUGAUUUUGUGGGAAGGGUAAAACAUCUGGGUAGUUCCCUUCUGUGGAUGCAAGUUAUUUUUUUAACAUGGUCAUUUACAAGCACUUCUAGCUACUGCCAGUAGCAAUACUAUUUGGAACAAGAAUAUUGAUACCCUGGUAUGUUCUCUCAGGGCCUGUUAUAAUACACUGAUUAACGACUACGAAAUGCAAACACUGAUAUAUGCAAACAAGACAGUCAUCAAUAUGUCACAUAUUUCAGAUAUCUCAAAAGUAGGUGAUACAUACACAAACACUUUAGAGAAAAGUGUAAAGCGAGUUGGGGAAACCAAAAAUAUUUGGCUAAUCCCUCCUCCUCCUUCUAAUUUCCCGUUCUUUUUGAAUUUCAAAUUUACUUGCAAGUAUCUGUAUAGCUAAGUCUACUUCAUUCCCUCCAUUAGUUGGAAACAUUCCACAUUUUGUUUUACCUAAUAGUUUUGUUUAAUGGUUUUGCUCUAUAGAGUAGCGGUUAUUCCAUAAGCAUGGAAUUUAAUUUGAAAGUGAAAAAUGAAAGAACAUUAGGGUGAGUCAACACUGCAAGUCAACUUUUUAUUGGUAUCACUACUUCUGCUAAUCAGGUAUCUCUUCAGUUCACAGAGAAGGAAAAUAAAAGAAUAAAGUUGUAACUCACACAGAGCUACCAUGUGCAAUCUCUUUAUUCUGCAGUGCUACAAUCCAGGUAGCUUCUCUGAAAAAAAGUAUCUAAAUAGAAGUGAACCACACAGAUCAAGUUACAACAGUUAUUGAUUAAAGAAGAGAUGAGAAAGUUUAAACGGAUCACCAUUAGACUUUGGAAAGAAAAAGAGUUACUUUCUUGUGUAUUGGUACCUGAAAUGAAGAUGAGCACGAGACAGUGCAAGAUGACAACUGGCUUCCUAGUAGAAGCUGUUACAUACUCCUCAAAACAAGCAAACAAGGUCACACGUUGUAAAUUAAAAGAACUACCAUAGAAGGUAUGAUAUUCCUGUACCAAAAAAAAGAAUUGUUUUGUAGGCCUAUAUACAGUAUCAUAUACCUUGUGAUCCUCUCUGUGACUGCAUGUCUUAGGUGGCACAAUAAUACAAAGAACGCUAACAUGGAAAAAAGGAUGCAUUUGCCCAAUACAGAUGCGACAGGACAGCUUUUUAGUACAUCUAAAAUUGGAUCCAUCUUUAAAAUGGCCACAUGAACAACCCUACAGCACCCAGACAAGGUAGCCCAUAAGCAGUAGCAACCACAUACCAAACAGUAGCAAUGAUGUAUCACUUGGAAAUCCUACAUAAGGAUGAAAUAAAAGCCUUUAACCCACAAGAAAAAAAGUCCGGAAAGCUGUGGAAAAUUUGUAAUAGGGCAUGUGAUAGCUUGAAGCAGAAGUACAUGCAACUUUCCACAGACAGCAACAAACUCAGGAUGCUGGAGGUCAAAAUAGCUCUCUGUAACAGCUGUGCAGCAGGUGUAUCCAUGAAUACAUGAUCAUUCUGGCAACGUGGACCCCUAAAGCAUCAAAGUAGUUCAUUAAAUGGCCAUUGUGAGUGCUGAGCCCUAACUCCAACGUACCGACAUACUGCUGCUAAUGCUUCUCCAGCUUCUGCUCUUGGCAAGCAGCUAAGGAGGAAAACUUACCCAUGGCCAACCUUUGUGCACUGCACUUCUGAGUGCGGCUCACUGCUAUAAAGAAUAAGUUUUCUCUGUAGCAUUUACCAUGUCUCAUAAUUUUUCCAUGCUGCCUGAUGUAAGCUUUCUUUGAACUGAUAUAAUUCACAUCCUGUGCUCCCUCAAGUCCCCAACACCUGGAAAAGUUACUGUGUUAUUUGUUAUGUGUUGUAGCACUUUUUUUUUUGUACUUAAAACUUCAA
Messenger RNA from Chroicocephalus ridibundus (black-headed gull), 6370 nucleotides. Its product is annotated as netrin-4-like. The record is from RefSeq and is a predicted model, not a curated record. Gene Ontology annotation, molecular function: protein binding. Gene Ontology annotation, cellular component: laminin trimer. Bases 399 to 2315 code for a protein of 638 amino acids. The transcript is spliced from 11 exons. NCBI's taxonomy places the organism in Eukaryota, Metazoa, Chordata, Aves, Charadriiformes, Laridae. Gene Ontology annotation, biological process: basement membrane assembly; tissue development; cell migration.